AUGCUUUCAACCUCUCUUCUGAAUGGAUCUAAUGGCAUUUUUUUAGGGAACACCACUGGUCCAAAUGUCAAAAACCAUAAAAUUGGAAUACUUAAUGAUCAUUUGAGGAAGUAUUUUUUACUACCAAAAGUCGACAUGUCCUGCAAUAUAAGAAAAGCGAAAAUACCGAGCUACGUGUAUGAAGAGAUUGAGAAGAGGCAGAGACAAGCCGGGUUAAAAACAUUCAUGGCUCGGAGGGGCGUUGAUUGGAUUUCUAGUACAUGUAGUAUCAACGCGGGAAACAGUCGGAGAAGUGACCAAAACAUGGAGAAGAACAAGCUGCGACAGUUAGGAAUAUCUGAGAAAAAUGCAACCAUCGGAAAUAGCUGAAAGAAUACAUAAUUAUUUGUGAUGAGCGGUUCCUUGUUGACUGCAAUUUCACAAGUAGCGUUUAUAUCAAGAUCUUCAAGGCCAGCGCUACAUUCAAACCAUGUUAGAAGGCGAAGCAACCACUAUUUCUAUCUUGUUCACAGCCCAACAACACAACGAUGCACUUAUUUGUUUGUUUGCAUCGCGUCAAUGUGUCCUGCACCGGUGAAGGAGCAAAAACCUGUGAACAUGUACAAAGCUAUUCCGUAGCAAAACUGAUAUAGCAACUCUUAUCUGCCGUGCAAGAAUUACACAAAGAAGACGUAACUUGACUUGAGGGCAAGCCUAAUAGUAACUUAGUAACAAGACAGUUGUUCUAUAAACUUUGUUAGAGGAAAUACCACGAAAAUAAACUAUACGGCUAUUUAAGUUAUUGUUUGUUUAUGUUGUAAAGAGGGCCUACCCUUAUUUCUAUAGACCAAAAGAAGUAUACACUAAUUCUGUUUCUUUCUGUUUAAAUGCCCAACUAUUUCACAGAUCUGUGCAGCAACAAAACUGCUUGGAUUAUUGUUAUUGUUUCAAUAUCAUGACAACCUUUGUCUCCAUAAAUGACCAGACAACAUUGAAAUAAAUGGAAUGUAAAUAAGGUGUAUUCUUUUUGGAUAAGAGGACCAUAAAAUGUAAGAUAUGGCAUCAUUAGACGCCUUGCGUUCAACCUUUUUUAUGCCUAGUUUCGGAAUAAAUUUAAAUAGAACAUGCAUAUGUUUAGCGAACAACAAAUGUUCCUACUGACGGAUCCUAAAGCUUUUUCUAUUUUCAAUAAACCCUGCUUAUAAGCCAUUUUCAAGUUACAAACCGUAGGUGUUUCUUGCA
Molecule: messenger RNA, 1221 nt
Organism: Ruditapes philippinarum (Manila clam)
Lineage: Eukaryota; Metazoa; Mollusca; Bivalvia; Venerida; Veneridae
Exons: 3
Coding region: 1-369 (122 amino acids)
Source: RefSeq, a predicted model, not a curated record